Molecule: messenger RNA, 3821 nt
Organism: Eurytemora carolleeae
Lineage: Eukaryota; Metazoa; Arthropoda; Copepoda; Calanoida; Temoridae
Gene: Ranbp21
Product: exportin-5
Exons: 32
Coding region: 1-3558 (1185 amino acids)
Biological process (GO): RNA export from nucleus; protein export from nucleus
Cellular component (GO): cytoplasm; RNA nuclear export complex; nucleus
Molecular function (GO): RNA binding; small GTPase binding; nuclear export signal receptor activity
Source: RefSeq, a predicted model, not a curated record
AUGCCGGUCGAGAAAGUAGAGAUUGCCGACGCAAACUUAUUUGCACUAACGAAGAUGAGUGUUGGAAGUGAGGUGGGUGUUAUCUCUGGACAACUAGCCCAGGUUGUAGAACUGAUCCUCAAUCCUGCUGUGCCAGAACAACAGAGACAACAAGCGUUCCAGCAGAUAGAGGAAUUCAAGGAAAAGUCUCCACUUGUCAGUCAAUGUGGAUUUUGUUUGUGUACUGUCACAAACUCUGAAGUGGUUCGACAUUUUGGUCUCCAACUUCUCGAAGAUAUUGUUAAGGGACGAUGGAACGAGAUGUCUGGAGAAGAGAAGGUUUAUAUCAAGGAGAACCUAAUCAAGGUGGUAGAGGUUGGAACUAAUUCAAUACUUGAAGAAAAAAAUCAUCUGAAAGAUCAACUGGCUAAAGUUGUUGUAGAAAUAAUUAAGCGUGAAUGGCCUCAACAAUGGCCUAGUCUACUGGGAGAACUAGAUGCAUUAUGUCGGAUUGGUGAAACUCAAACAGAGUUAGUCAUGUUCAUACUUCUUAGAUUAGUAGAAGAUGUUGCCAUUCUGCAAACUUUGGAACAAUCUCAGCGUAGGAAAGAAAUCUACUCAGCUCUGACCACUAACAUGGAGCAAAUAUUUAGAUUUUUGCUUGGUUUGCUUGAGAAGCAUUAUCAGGCUUAUUUAUCAGAUAGUGCAUCUCUACAGGGAGCUAAACAUUGCAAGGUUUGCAUGUCGAUCCUGAACACGUUCAGUAGUCUGGUUGAGUGGGUCCCCAUGCAGCACAUCAUGGCAAACAACAAAUACCUCCUCAGCUGUCUCACGCAUCUUCUGAAAGACGAGAGUCUGCAGAUUUAUGCCGCGGAUUGUCUUCUAGGUAUAGUGGGCUGGAAGGCGGGCAAGAUGACCGAUAGGGCCCAGAUUCUCUGCCUGUUUGAGAUGGAUAUGAUGCGACCCUUAUUUGCGGCAACCGAGGCUGCAGAACAGCAUGCACUUGAAGAGAACCACUACAAUUUCAUGAAGAAAAUGGUUCAAAUUCUAACAGUGCUUGGUGAGCAGUUGUGCGCCCUGUGGACGAAGGAUUCGCCGCGUACAGUUCCCAAUCUGGAGAUUUACCUGAACGCUCUGAUUGCGUUUACGCGGCAUCCCAGCCAGACAAUUAAUUUGUUCGCAAACGAACUCUGGUUCAAAUUCUUCAGGCAUCCUGAUAUAUCAUUAAAUCCUGUAUUUCUCUCCUUUAUGAAUACUUGGAUUCAAACAGCAGUCAAGAAAACAGUUAAGGUUGGGUAUCCAACCCAAGACAAUCAUCCCUCCUGCGCCUACUCCCUUCUCGACUUCGACGACGACGAAGAAUUUUGGAAUUUCUUUAUCAAAUAUCGUCUUUGUAUCGUAGAAAUCGUCAAACACAUCAGUUCGUCCAACCCCGCCACACCAUUGGCUCUCCUAGACGAAUGGUUAAGAUUCUCUUUAACUACUCCAGCCCCCCUGGUAGAUCUUGAAGCUAUUUCAACCCUACUGGAUGCUGUCUACUCUAAACUAACCCUGGAGCAGCUUAAUCUAAUCUAUCCCCAGACUGCUGCUCUUAUGCAGCUCUGUAUUGAGUUCAAGUCCGAGGACUCGCAGGUAUUAUCCGAGGUUCUAUCCUGUAUCUCUGCUAUGUUUAUCCUGGUUCAGAAGAACCCUGAGGCUCUGAGCCCUAUCCUGGAAAAGAUAUUCUCAACCCUCUCACGACCUGUCACAACUCAAUCUAAAGAAACAAGAACACUCAGAAGACAUUGCUGUGCCCUGAUGAUCCGUCUAAGUUUAAAGUUCCCGGAAGUUCUUCUCACAGCGUUCACAUUUCUAAAUGUUGAAAUCAACAGAUUGUUUCAGCAAGGGCUGCUUACAAGAAUGGAGUAUGUUACCCUGCUGGAGGCCUGUGUCAUAAUUAGCAACAAAAUAGAAAACUACGAUAGACAAGUGGAAUUCAUUAGGAGUGUAUUCGAACCAGUUGUUGAACAGUUAAAGACCCUGGAACCUCAUUACAGCUCACCUGAGAGAUUACUGCAGUACAUCGGGCUGGACAAAGAACCUGUCCCCUACCAGGACAAAAUUAACGGACACAGCACAGACCCGUAUUAUGAUAACCGGUGCUCACUGUCUACAAACAUGAACUUUAUGUUGGCUGUGAGUAGGAGAGUUGAGCCCCCCACCAACCCAACCAUCCUGGCAAACGGGGGGUUCCAGGUUCAUGUUCAGGGGAAACUUAUCACGAGGAACCCGGCUGGAAGCCUGGUGUGCUCUGUACUGAAUAAUAUCUUGAUCCUGGGGAAAUCUAUGAACCAGAUGUUUGACCCUGUGAUGAAGAGUAAGCUGAGUCCUGGGUUUAGUAAAGUGUUUGAUCUCCUGGAAGUUGAUAAAAAUAAUAUUCUUGGACUCCCUGGUAGCAGAUCUGCUAAGAGUGAACUAACCUACCAGAUCAAGGUUCCUGAACCUGUAGUCAAGAUGCAGAACUUUAUCACAGAGCUGUUCGAGUCCUGUCAACAUUUACUCUCUCAUUUAUGCACAAAUAUAGGGUAUGAAUUCUACCAUCAACCAAGCCUUGCUGAAGGUUUAUGUAUGACGGUUCUAUUGCACCUGGAGGGAUUACCAGAUUUCCGUCUGCGCGCUAUUAACCGUAUGUUCCUCAAGAGCUUUAUCAACAAGUGCCCUGUAGAGUGUUUUGAUGCUGUUUUGAUACCAAUGCUGAAACAGGUGGUUCCUGUUAUGAUGAAUAGGCUUCAAGAGCGUUGGUGUUACUUAAAAAAAAUACGCGAAAACCCGUCGUUUGACGAGGACAACACGGACAGCCAGGAGGUCUUAGACAACGUGAUCAUCAGGGUGCUCGCCAGAGAGUACUUAGAAACUAUCAAGGCAAUGCUAACUAGCGGGGGUGGGUUGGAUUCACCAAAGGAAGAUACAAACACUGCAACUCUUAGUCUAAGUCCCCUGGGUGAACGUGUUCUGAUUGACCCAGAACUCCGGAAUGAUGUGAUGCUGACCUGCCUACAGGGUCUGCGUUGGCCAGAUAGUCCCUCCGGAUGCAAAGCCGCAGCGCUCACGGAACUCAUCCUUCCGGUGCUCGUUAGGAACAAUGCUUUUGGCCCAGAGGGAGCUAGUUCUAUUAUGUUUGAGGUAUUGACUGGGUUCCAAGAGAUGGGUAUGCACGAAGCAAACAAUAUUGCUCUAACUCACCUUGCUCUACUCUCAUACGAGACAUUAAGACCUAGUUUCCCAUCUGUGCUCUCAACCCCUUGUCCCUUUUUUGUGCCUGGUUGUAUCCAGGAGGACUUGCUGAAGUUCGACGCCAAGAUCCUAAACAACAACGGUGGGACCGGGUGGGGGGAGAAGGCGAAGAAAGACAUGUUUAAGAAGCUGAUCGCCAAACUGAUCGGGAAGGAUGUGGCGAAACUAUUUAAGAAAGAAAUUGUGAUUAAGAAUCUCCCAUCGCUUGUACCCACGAAGAUAAAAGCCCGAACUCUGACCCUGGAUGAACAAGUUGAUAGAACAGGAGAGGAUACAGGACUCUGCAACUUGUUCAACGGAAACUGAAAAUAAACUGGAGAAAGAAAAUAGAAAAUAGAAUCUUUAAUGUAGGGGAUGAAACAACCUAUCGUGAAUGUAAAAUGAAUUAAUGUUUUUAUAAUUUCUUUAUUUUUUCAUUUCUGUGUUCAAAUUUGAAUCGGAAAAAAAGUUUUCAAAUUUCUGUUAAAAAUCUGGCAUUAUUAUUAUUAUUAAUUUUUAAUAUCCUUCACGCCCCAACUUGUGAUAAAUAAUGUAAUUUUUCAUCAAUUAAAAAUACAUCUGUGAUUUUG